UAAUAACCGAAAAAAAAUCGAUACGAAACGUAGAUCGAUUUUACAUUAUUUAAGAUCAAUUUAAAUUUGAUUAGGUAAAUUAACAGGUAAAUUUAAACUGUUUGAAAAGAGUAUUUCAUGUAAAAACGACAUGGGUUUGGCAUGACUUAAAAUUUACAUGGUGUGGGUAAAGUUGAAGAUCUCUCUGAAUCCCAGUCAAAAGUAGCACCCCAGGACACAAAACUCUGACCCGAACCCUAGUCACUCGAAAUUUUAAACGUUUUUAACCCCAUUAAGUGCUAUUUUCGCUAGUUAGUUAGCAACCAUGACCGACUCGGAUGAGACAGCCUGGAUCCAUUGGUUUUGCAAGCAGCGCGGCAACGAGUUCUUCUGCGAGGUCGACGAGGACUACAUCCAUGACAAGUUCAACCUCAACUUUCUCGACUCGAACGUGACGAACUAUCGCUGUGCUCUGGAGGUGAUCCUGGAUCUGAACUCGGGCUCAGCCUCGGAUGCCCCCGCCGAACCGGAAUUGGAGGCCAGUGCCGAGAAGCUGUAUGGGUUGAUCCACGCCCGCUUCAUUCUCACCAACCGUGGUAUCGAUCUGAUGCUCGACAAGUUCCACAAGGGAGCCUUCGGCACGUGUCCACGCGCCUUCUGCCAACGCCAGUCGGUGCUGCCCAUCGGAUUGAGCGACAAUCCCGGCGACGAAAUGGUUCGCAUCUACUGCCCCAAAUGCAACGAUGUGUACUUUCCCAAGGCGGCGCGACACUCCAAUCUGGACGGGGCCUUCUUCGGCACCGGAUUCCCUCACAUGCUCUUCAUGGUGAAUCCGGAUGCGAGGCCCAAGCGGACGAAACAGAAGUUUGUGCCCAGGCUCUAUGGCUUCAAGAUCCAUCAGAUGGCCUACCAUUCGCCCGCUGAUAUCCUAAAAGAUUUAACGGGAGCGGGAGGACCGGUAGCAGAAAUCGAUACCCCGAACCACCAUGCCUGA
Molecule: messenger RNA, 973 nt
Organism: Drosophila takahashii
Lineage: Eukaryota; Metazoa; Arthropoda; Insecta; Diptera; Drosophilidae
Gene: CkIIbeta2
Product: Casein kinase II beta2 subunit
Cellular component (GO): cytoplasm; protein kinase CK2 complex
Molecular function (GO): protein kinase regulator activity
Source: RefSeq, a predicted model, not a curated record